Messenger RNA from Euleptes europaea (tarantolino), 1173 nucleotides. It is a transcript of the gene TSSC4, whose product is annotated as tumor suppressing subtransferable candidate 4. The transcript has a single exon. The record is from RefSeq and is a predicted model, not a curated record. NCBI's taxonomy places the organism in Eukaryota, Metazoa, Chordata, Lepidosauria, Squamata, Sphaerodactylidae. The coding region runs from base 25 to 1083 and encodes 352 amino acids.
GCAUAGCCAAGCAAUUGCCCAGAGAUGGGAGAUGAAGGCGCGGGUGAAGCUUUUGUGGGUAUAGUGGCUGGUGGGGACAAAGAUUAUGAGGGUGUCCUUCCCUCAGACACAGUUUCAUUGAGCGAUUCCGAUUCAGAUGACUUUGGGUUCACAGAUGAGGCUGAAGUUGAUACAGUGUCCCCUGAAGAACCCCUAGCCUUGGACGAUGCAAGAUGCGGAUCUGAUGAAAGUGGUGAUUCUCAGCGCAGCGCUGGUAGGCCCCACGUCCAGCCAUUUCACCUGAAAGGCAUGAGCUCAAGCUUCUCCCAGCGCAGCCAAAGCAUCUUUGAUUGUCUGGAAGGGGCAGCCAAACGUGCAGUGCCCUCACUGGCUGAAGACAACGUGGUUGAUGGAAGGUUUAAGCGCCCUCUGCCUCCACCCAACCUUUCAAACAAGAUGCCUGCAGAAAACGUUGGAAGACAAAGCAGGCAACCGCCGCCGCCUAAAAGCUCUCCUGCGGUGCCUGACUAUGUGGCACACCCAGAACGCUGGACAAAGUACAGCUUAGAUGGUGUUUCAGAGACCAGCGAUAAGGCGAACCGAUCGAUUGCCAUGGAGUUUCUAGAGGGCUUGAAGAAGAGUAGAGAAGAACAAAGCACGAUUUGCUCUGAAAGCUACACCCCACCUUUCAACCAGGAUCCCUCCAGCUCUGGAGUUGGAAAGAUUGUCUUUACAAAACCCUCAAAGGCAGUCUUAGAUGGCUCAGAAAGGAAAAGACCAGCUGUGAGGGAGGAGGAGGAGGAAGAGGCCAAGCCUAUUGAUAAAAAGCAGGCGCUCGAAGGAAAACCACCAAAAAAGUCUAGCAACCCGAAGGAAGAUGAAAAGAUUGGACUAGAUCACUUAGAUAGUGGAGUAAAGGAAGUGGAAGAUGAAAAGCCGUUGAAGUUGGAGGAGCUGGGUGUUCAAAAAGGGUCCGGCACAGAUUCUGCUGUGGCCCAUGAAGAUUCAACAGUGGUAACGGUGGGGUUCCACGGCAGCAAGAAACGGAGCAGGAAACAUAUCCGACCCAAAGCUGGUCUGGACGAAGAGGAGGAAGAUUCUUAAAGAAGCUGGAGAGCGAUACGUGCAUAUGUGUUCUAGUGUUUUUGCAGAGAAGUUUCCUUGACAUUUUUUCCUUUGCCAAGUUUGCAUAAG